AUAUAUAUAUGCACAUCAAUGGUGCCACCAAAGCUUUGCAUAUGGCCGCAUAGCUUCCUUCAUGUUCCUUAGCCUCUUUCUCUCCCUCUCUCUCAUAAAAAACCAACCUUUUUCUGGUCUCUUGCUUGUCCUUUUGGCUCUCUCUCUCUCUAACCACUGUUUCAUUUUUAAGUGCUCAUCUUCUUCUCCUUCACAUCUUUGUUUCAAGUGUGAAGUUUUGGUAGAAUGAGAAUGGAGGGAAUCCACUACUUGUCUUCUUUUCUUUACUCUUUGGCUAAUGAGGUUUUUGUAAAAGGUGCCACCUUUCGGAGUAUUCGAAGCUUUUUCCAGCCAUUUUUGUUCUAAAUCUAGAGCCUUUCGGUGGGUUGCGAAUAAAGAAAGGGAUUUUAGAUCGAUUGAAACAGUAAAGCUUGGAUUUUGGGGACAUUGGCUGUUGAUAUCAAGGUUCUUGUUCCUGUGUGUUCUGUUGAAUUUGUUGCUUUUCUAAAUGGAAAAUGAUGCAUCUUGGGAGUCCUUUCCUGUUAAUUAUUUUGAUGUUGGUCUUGUUGAAAAUGAACUACUUUCUAAGGACAUCAAUGGAGGCAAAUGUGACAUGAUGGUCUCUUUGGACGCUGUACUACCAGAUGAUGUACUGGAAAAAAUCCUCUCACUCCUGCCCAUAGCAAGCAUAUUGAGAGCUAGGUCAGUUUGCAAAAGAUGGCAUUCAGUUGUUCACUCAAGAAGCUACUCAUGGAUGAACAGAUUGCCCCAAAAGCCUUGGUACUUCAUGUUCACCAGAGCUAAUUCUCCAACAGGAUAUGCCUUUGACCCAAAUCUUAGGAAGUGGUACAACUUUGAUCUUCCCUGCAUUGAGAGGAGCAACUGGCUCAUCUCUUCUUCUCAUGGAUUGGUUUGUUUCAUGGACAAUGAUAAUAGGAGUCGCAUUUUUGUUUGCAAUCCAAUCACAAGGUAUUGGACCAGGAUCCCAGAACCACCAGGUGUUUAUCUUCCUGAUUAUAGUGCGCUUGCAAUGUCUGUUGAUCAAUGUGCUCGCAGUUAUACCAUUGUUGUCGCCAAGUCGAAGCUAUUGCCUAGUGAUCUUCUUCAAUCAGAGCUAUCAAUUCAUAUCUAUGAGUCUGAGACUGGUUUAUGGGUCACUCCUUUCAUGGAGAUUUUGGUUGGAUGGAGAGGAGGUGAUGAGGGUGUGAUUUGCAAUGGAGUUUUCUACUGUCUGAUUCAUCGAACCGGUGUUCUUGGAAAUGCUGACAUUCGCCAUGGCUUGCUAAUGUAUGAUUUGUCUGCUCGGUCAUCGAACACUUCUAUAAUGCGAAUGUCAAUCCCUGUUCCAUUGCAGAUAACUUGUGGAAGAUUGAUGAACCUUAAGGACAAGCUUGUUUUAGUUGGUGGCAUUGCUAAACAUGAUAGACCAGAUAUCAUCAAAGGAAUAUGCAUUUGGGAGCUUCAUCGGAACGAAUGGCGGGAAAUUGCUCGCAUGCCUCAUAGGCUUUUUCAAGGAUUCGGUGAGUUUGAUGAAGUGUUUGCAAGCAGCGGUGCUGAUGAUCUUGUGUUCAUUCAGAGCUUUGGAGGCACAGCUCUUCUUACUUUUGACAUGAAACAGAGAUCUUGGAAAUGGUCUGUCAAGUGUCCUGUGACCAAGAGAUUUCCUCUCCAGCUCUUCACUGGCUUUUGCUUUGAGCCUAGGCUUGAAGCUGCUCACUGAUCUUUGUUUGAAAUUUCUCUUCUUUAUUUUACUUCAAAUCAUAUAGAGAAAAAUUAUAUACUGUUUCUGCUGA
Dioscorea cayenensis subsp. rotundata (Guinea yam) is the source of this 1772-nucleotide messenger RNA. Its product is annotated as F-box/kelch-repeat protein At3g61590-like. The transcript has 2 exons. The record is from RefSeq and is a predicted model, not a curated record. Lineage: Eukaryota; Viridiplantae; Streptophyta; Magnoliopsida; Dioscoreales; Dioscoreaceae. The coding region runs from base 488 to 1699 and encodes 403 amino acids. Gene Ontology annotation, molecular function: protein binding.